UCAAGAGGAUUACCCGAGCUAUUGACCAAUAAAAACGCCAAGUGUAACUGAAACCGGAUAAGAAACGUGUAUUUGGAAAAUACGUGAGACCAGCGUGGACGUUUGUGGUAUCGCAAAUUAUAAAUACACUCAAUGGUUUAAUUGGGCACUACAUAUCAAAUUGAACCGACCAAUCAAUGUUCGGGGUGAGAAGGCAAUUUUCUGAUGUAAAACUAUAUAUUGGAGAAAUAAUCGCAUACUUUUUAGAUUCUUUGUGCGACGAACUUAAAAUAUUAAGGACUUCAAAAAGAUACCUGUUCAACAUGGCGUGGUUCACAGCGUUUCGUGGCGACUUUGGCAACGCCUAUUACGGCGAGUACCGGACGUCCGUCACUGCGGACAUCUCGUUCGCCGCCAUCGCUUACACGUGCGUCCUGAUCUCCAUAGCUGCCAUAGUGGCCGCGGCUGGUAUCAGAGGCCGAGAGAGAUGGUACACUUUGGUCCGUCUUACAUACAGUCUGGCCGUAGGAAGCAUCAUUCUGGUGAGCAUCUUCGGAUACUGCUGGCAGAUCGGCGAGGUAGGAGUUCAUUCCCCCUACAUAUACCGGAGCAAAGGUCAAAUUUCAGGGCGACUGGGCGUUCACGUUGGUUUGAAAACAGUCAAUCUGACUCUUGUAGGAACUUUCACUACCGAUGGGAACAGAUUCAAAUACAACGAAAAGCUCACGCUAGGAAAUGUCAUCCAAGAGAGUUCGCAGCUCUGGACGGCCCUUGACCGCGGGCUGCCCCAGACGCUGCUGUCCAUGAUUGACCAUUUUGACACUGACGAAGGCGGUCUGAGAUACGGACGUAACUGCUUCAUGGCAGGCUACUUUGCCAACAUUCUUCUCUGGACGGCGUUUGCUUUCUGGGUAACCGGAAACAUCCUGCUAUGCAGUGUCGUCUGGUACGGCGCCGCCUGCUUCACUCUGGCGGGCGUCUGCAUGAUACUCGCCGCCGGCGUAUACGACUUCCUUUGCCCGCAGCGCGCGCUCCGGAUGCCCUGCUCCGACGGUCCUAUCGAGCUUCGCUUCGGUUGGUGCUUCUGGGCAACUCUUGUGUUUGGCAUCCUUACUACAGUCGUGGGGCUGGUACUAUUUACGUUGGAGCAGAAAGUUCCCAAGAAACUUGCAGAGUUCUUCCUGUUAGACACGGCCCUUGAAGACGAUGAAUACAAACAGCUCUCUAACGCAAAUCCGCUUGAUUCCGUUGUACGCGAAGACUUUGUGCACAGGGUAGGUGCACUGCGGACAAAUACAAAGGAGAACUACGGAUUUGAGACUACCAAACCGAAAUUCAACCCAGUCUUCGCCGAGAAUACACUCAACAGCAAACCGGAAACUGAUUCUUCGCGCACGUGGGCAUUUUCGAAUAUUGUAGAAGAAGACCGCACUUCGGAGCCGGGAAUAAUACACUCAAACGGUGUUUGCAAAGAAAUUCCUGCUUGUGACAGUCGCAGUGAUUCAGAACGAGAUAUCGGGAGACUAACCGAGAUUUACGUGAACAUAGACCCAGACAAACGGUUUGUUUCUGCAAAUCUCAGCAACAACAGACGCGCGUCAAUUUGGUGAUUUUGAUCGCCCUGCUGGUCGUGAGAUCGCUUUUUCAUAUGGAAAUUCAGUCUCUGUGUUGCUCAUCGUCUUUCGUUUUUUGUCAACAAAUGUUCUUCUCCCAUAACGGUCUUAGAUGAAGUUUUGAAAGGGGAUCACUUUGUAUCCAUCCACACCGGACCUCUGAACUGUCCAAUACACGAGCUCCUUAUAAAAGACCAUGUUGUUUAUUGUAUGAAAAAUGUGAAAUGUAUUCUUGUGAACAACUUUAGCAUAUGGUACAUUCAAUAGCAGAAAAGAACAGCGUCUAUACCAUAUAGCCCGGAAUAUAGCUUACACUGCCGUCUAUACAAUAAAGUAAAGUCGGAAAUUGUUUCUACAAAACUUUAUCAUAUUGUUCAGAAACGAAGCCAUGCUAACUGUUUUAAUGCGAAGCAUUUGUCUUCAAUUUCAUCCUACCCAAUCAACGUGCGCAUCGCAUGGAUCCUUUUUUAGUGAAAGAUACAAGAUUGUAUGAUAAUACUGAGUAAAUGUAGUUUAUAAUAUGUCGUUCAUCAUUAUAAUCGUCCAUUUUGAACCGUUGAAAUCGGAAUGUUAUUUAUACGCUAUAGCAAAUACAUAUGUAAAAUAAUAAAAAAUGCUACGAUAAUGUAAGAUUUUUUUUGCACAUAGCUUUGUGAUUAGGUUAGAGCGUCGAAUGUGUUUUUGAAAGGCAAUACAUAUUGUUUACCUUUAAAAAUUUGAUGAAACGUUUUGAGUUUAAGGAAAAAUAAUAUAUUUCUUAGGUUUAAUAUGAACGAUAUCGAAAGGUCUUUCUGGACAUCGGUGCAUAUGUGAUGCAAAGCAGAUUUAGCUUGAACACCGUUUUCAUAAUUAUAAGCAAUUGCGAUGACAUUUCAGCCUAAUAAUUAUUAGCAAAGCGAUGGUUAAUGUUUACAAAUGACUACAGUACGUGAAAUUGCAAUCAUUAUGCAGCCCAACACAAUCGUUACUUAGUGUUUUUAUUAGGCUUGUUUGUAUUUAUAGAAUGUCUUUUUCAAUAAUGUCCGUAUUUUAUAGAGAAUGUUUAUAAUAUUAAUGCAACAUGUGUUAAUUUAUUCGUGGUUUUCGUUUGUUUUUAAAUAUUCAUGCUUUGCAACUUUGUGAGAAAUGUGUUUAUGCAUUGAACAUCGGAACAGUUGCUGCGAGUUUUUCCACAUUUUGUAUGUGCUGGAGUGAUACAUUGUGUUUAAUAGUUUUAGCAUCUGUUUUGCUCUUGAAUAUCGUUUCUUUGUGAGUACUGCAGACACGCUGCAGUAACUUCUCUUUAUUGUUUUGUUUAUUUAUGCCAUUUAUGUAGUUAAGUUUGGUAUAUAAUAAAUAUUUAUUUUUUG
Dreissena polymorpha is the source of this 2941-nucleotide messenger RNA. Its product is annotated as dual oxidase maturation factor 1-like. Gene Ontology annotation, biological process: protein transport. The record is from RefSeq and is a predicted model, not a curated record. NCBI's taxonomy places the organism in Eukaryota, Metazoa, Mollusca, Bivalvia, Myida, Dreissenidae. The transcript is spliced from 9 exons. The coding region runs from base 177 to 1589 and encodes 470 amino acids. Gene Ontology annotation, cellular component: endoplasmic reticulum membrane.